UUUUGGCGGGUCUGGCUGUAGGUCUGGAAGCGGUGCCGAGCAGGCCGAGAUUCGACAUUCCUGCCAUCUCCUGGGCACUGGAUUCUCCUUUGAAGUUCUCUAUCACAGCUGUUCUCUUGACAGCAUGGAUGGGGAGGAAGAUGAUUUGUCUCUGCUGACUGCAUUGCUGGAGGAGAAUGAGUCAGCCCUGGACUGUAAUUCAGAAGAGAGUCACCGCUUGACCCAGGAAGAUCGUGAACCUGAUGCAUUUGAUGAGCUCUUUGAUGCAGAUGAUGAUGGUGAAUCUUACUCAGAGGAGCCUGCUGAUGGAGAAGUGGGAGAGAUUGAGGACCGAAAGGAAAAUCUGGCCACUCUCUUUGGAGAUAUGGGGGACUUAACAGAUGAAGAAGAAGUUCCCACACCACAGUCAACUAAAAACAGUGUCCCCACUGCUCCUGCUCCCAGUCAAGGGAAAAGUAAUCAAGAGUUGCAAGAUGAAUUAAAGAAGUUGCAAGAGCAGAUGAAAUCCUUACAAGAACAGCUAAAAAUAGCAACAAUUACACAGCCUGCAAGUCCAGCCCUUCUGCAUAAAUCUCCUGCUAAGUCCCCACGUCCCCCUCUGAAGGAGAAGAAAGUUCAAAGAACUCAGGAGUCAACGUGCUUCGCUGCAGAGCUUGAUGUCCCUGCUCUACCGAAAACCAAGCGGGUGGCUCGGACUCCGAAGGUUUCACCUGCAGAGCCCAAAAGUUCGUCUUCAGGGACGACAAGUACACUUUCCCAACCACUCCGAACUACUCCUGGAAACAAACCUAGUGGGUUGACCAGAGAUCACAGCGCAGGGACCCCCAGGAGUUCUGGAGAACCGCAGACCGUGAUCUCUGUGGAAGCCUUCUCGGGCCUGAGACUCAGGUGGCCUCGAGUGUCCUCCACAGAGAUGAACAAGAAAAUGAUUGGCCGAAAACUGAUCAGACUUUCUCAGCUCAAGGAAAAGAUGGCAAGUGAGAAGCUGGAAGAAAUAGACUGGGUGACUUUUGGGGUUAUAUUGAAGAAAAUCACUCCACAGAGUUGUAAUAGUGGGAAAACAUUUAGUAUCUGGCGACUGAAUGAUCUCCGUGACCUGACGCGGUACGUGUCGUUGUUCUUGUUUGGAGAAGUUCACAAACAACUCUGGAAGACUGAACAGGGUACUGUCAUAGGGUUGCUCAACGCGAACCCCAUGAAGCCCAGGGAUGGUUCUGAGGAGGUGUGUUUGUCUGUUGAUCAUCCUCAGAAGAUCUUAAUCAUGGGUGAAGCUCUUGACCUGGGAACCUGUAAAGCAAAGAAGAAGAAUGGACAGCCGUGUACACAGACUGUUAAUUUGAACGACUGUGAGUACUGUCAGUACCACAUCCAGACCCAGUACAAGAAGCUCAGCGCCAGGCGAGCUGACCUGCAGUCAACCUUCUCCGGAGGACGAAUUCCAAAGAAGUUUGCCCGCAAAGGCACCGGCCUGAGAGAACGGCUGUGUCAGGAUGGUUUUUACUACGGAGGAGUUUCUUCUGCAUCGUACGCAGCCUCCAUUGCAGCUGCUGUUGCUCCUAAAAAGAAGAUUCAAACCACUCUGACUAAUAUGGUCGUCAAGGGGACAGACUUGAUCAUUCAGGAAGCCCAACAAAAGCUUGGAAUACAUCAGAAAAGCUUGUCUUGCUCUGAGGAAUUCAGGGAACUGAUGGACUUGCCUACAUUUGGAGCCAGAAACUUGAAACAACAUUUAGCCAAAGCCAGGUCAUCAGGGCUGACGGGGAGCCUGAAACCCGCUUUCCAGUCUGUCUCGGCAUCAGCCCUCUUGAAGCAGCAGAAACAGCACAUGCUGGAGAUGAGGAAAAAGAGAUCAGAAGAAAUACAGAAACGAUUUCUCCAAAGCUCAAGUGGGGUCGAAAGCCUGGCUGUGCCACCCUCUUCUCAACGGGCCCCUUCUUGGUCUCCACAAAUGGGGGCUGAGUUCCCCAGGCUGGAAGGAACACCAGCCACACCGAUGCCCAAGCUUGGGCGAGGCAUAUCAGAAGGAGAUGAUGUUCUAUUUUUUGAUGAGUCCCCUCCACCAAGACCAAAACUGAGUGCUUUAGCAGAAGCCAAAAAGUUAGCUGCUAUAACCAAAUUAAGGGCAAAAGGUCAGCUUCUUACAAAAACAGAUCCAAACGGCAUUAAAAAGAAGCAGAAGGACCCCCAGGAUGUCCUGGAAGUGAAGGAACGUGUAGAAAAGAACAACACAUUUUCUCCUCAAGCUGAAGAUGAGUUGGAGCCUGCCAGGAAAAAAAGAAGAGAACAACUUGCCUACCUGGAAUCUGAUGAAUUUCAGAAAAUUCUAAAAGCAAAGUCGAAGCACACAGGGGUUCUAAGAGAGGCAGAGGCUGAGCUGCAGGAACGCUAUUUUGAGCCACUGGUGAAAAAAGAACAAAUGGAAGAAAAGAUGAGAAGCAUCAGAGAAGUGAAAUGUCGAGUAGUAACAUGCAAGACGUGUGCCUACACACACUUCAAGCCUUUGGAGACCUGCGUCAGUGAGCAGCACGACUAUCACUGGCAUGACGGCCUAAAGAGGUUUUUCAAGUGUCCCUGUGGAAACAGAAGCAUCUCCCUUGACCGGCUCCCCAAAAAGCACUGCAGUAAUUGUGGCCUCUUCAAAUGGGAACGAGAUGGAAUGCUAAAGGAAAAAACAGGCCCAAAGAUAGGAGGCGAAACCCUGUUACCAAGAGGAGAAGAACAUGCCAAAUUUCUGAAUAGCCUUAAAUAGCCCUAACUUCAAACAGCAAUCGGAUUUACGUGUCAUAGAGUGACAUCUUACUGGAGCCGACCCCGGCGGCCGCACACAUUGCCCCCGAGAUGAACUUCUGAAGGUCAAAUCUGGAGAGGCAGCGUGGACUCCUGCGGGGCCCGGGGACACCCCCUGCGCGCCGGUAGGAGGGAAAGCCGAAGGGCGUCUGCAGCUCCGGCCUCCACCUGCGGAGGCCGCGUGUCUCGCCAGAGGGCCCUGCUGCCUGCCUGCCCGGCCGGCCCGUCUCGGCUGCUCCGGAAAGCUUUGCGCUUCCGUUUACCGUGCGACCGUGCUUCGCAUUUCUCGGGCUCUGGGCGGCUGGGUCACGAGCGGCCAAGUGCAGAAAAUGCCAAAGUAGUUGAAAGCAGGCCCUUCAGUAACGACUUCCAUCCUCCCUCCCGCAAAGCAGGGAAACAAGAGGCCCCGGGAGGGCCCAGAAUGCCGGAGCGGCGCCACAUCAGCCACAGAGGUCGGCACUGUCACGCUCCCGCCGAGCGAGCAGGUCCCCGCCGGGAGCUCCCAGCUCCCCUAUCAUCUCGCCCUUCCCCGCCCCUCCCCGGCGCCCCGAAGAGCUGUGACCACUCUUGCAGCCCGAGCCCCACGCAGCCCAAAGGAUACGUAGGCCCUGGCGGAGGUUCGGCCGAGGUGUCCCAGCACGGUGCGCAAGCGUAAGGCUGCGCGGGUCUGUUCCAUGGCUCCGGCGAGCGGACUAGUGAGCCGGGCCUCGGUCCCGUCCCAAGGAGGCGGGCCUGUCGACCACCGGAUACGACUCCCGAGAAGCGCCUCCUCCCCUGCACCGCCUCCGCGGAGAAGCACCUAACCGCCCGGCUCCACGCACUGGGCUACCGUAGGGUGCGGACUCGCUGCCCGGACACCCUGCCUCUAAGCGAUUACAAAGAGCAUCCCUGCCUCACACAGCCGGAAAGCUAGUUUUGAAGAACUCAGAGGGUUAAGGUCACCCAAUGAGAAAUCAGCCAGAAUAUGACCCACAUUCCCAACUGCAGAGUUUUUAUCUCAUUCCACGUGACCAUGCCUUUCACUAUGCUGCUGGAGUAAUUCAAAUGUUCAGCCCUAGAAGUAACAUGUGCUGUUCAAAAGAGGUGUUUAAUUUAUUGGGAAUCCCAUCUGAAAUACUAGAAACAUAUUGGCUGUUCGUUAAAAACAAACAAAAGUAAAUGAAAUAAAUGUCUCCAUGAAAUGUU
Messenger RNA from Neofelis nebulosa (Clouded leopard), 3972 nucleotides. It is a transcript of the gene MCM10, whose product is annotated as minichromosome maintenance 10 replication initiation factor. Gene Ontology annotation, molecular function: DNA replication origin binding; single-stranded DNA binding. The coding region runs from base 125 to 2749 and encodes 874 amino acids. Gene Ontology annotation, biological process: DNA replication initiation; DNA replication. The transcript is spliced from 21 exons. Gene Ontology annotation, cellular component: nucleus; replication fork protection complex. NCBI's taxonomy places the organism in Eukaryota, Metazoa, Chordata, Mammalia, Carnivora, Felidae. The record is from RefSeq and is a predicted model, not a curated record.